This is a messenger RNA of Paramecium sonneborni, 954 nucleotides long. NCBI's taxonomy places the organism in Eukaryota, Ciliophora, Oligohymenophorea, Peniculida, Parameciidae. The record is from the annotation of a GenBank genome assembly.
AAUUUAUAAAAAUGUGCUUACCUUUUCCUAUUCUAAAGACUGCAAUUUAAGUUGCUGGUUGGUUUACGUUAGUAAUUGGAAUUUUGGGUGUAAUAGGAGCUAUAAUGUUUUCAGUAGUAGGAUCUCAACUAAAUGAGGAAAUUAAAAGUUAGAAUGGGGUUAAAAUUUUUAUUAUAUUGUAGGUUGAUAUAUCAUUUACAAUACCAAUAUUAGUUAGUUGGUUAAUAGCAGUGUUGAUUAUGGCAAUUGCAAUAGCAGGUAUAAUAGGAGCUAGAAAAAAAAACAAAUGUUUACUUACUUGUUUUAAUGUAGGAAACUGUUGUUGUUUUACCCUUUUCCUUAUAUUAGUUUUCGUCUUUACUUUAGCUUCUGCUUUAACUGAUUUUGCUGGUUCAAAUGGAUGUACUGGUAUUGAAGAUGACCAACUUUAUAUUUCUGCUAAUCAAUACUUAUGUAAAGAUGGUUGUGAAUGCUAUUAUAAAAAGGACAUUACUCCAGAACUUCAAAAUUAUAUAUAAAAAUCUUCAAAGGAUGAUGACAAAAAAGUAAAAAAUUGAGAAAUAUAUAUUUAUUAGCCUAUAAGAUUCCAAUAAUGCCCUUAAAUCUAAACCUUAGAUAAGGAAUUGGCAAAUACUUUGUAAUCAUUUGAAGAAAGCUUAGAUUGUUCUGGAUGGUGUAAAGGAUAUCCUAUUAAAUUAUUUAGUGAUGUUAAUUCUGGUGUAAGUCCGAAGUAAUUAAAUAAUAUAUAACUUAAGUCGACCAUGUUUUUAAGCAUUAGUAGAUAAAAUAUAAUCAACCAUAACGACAUCUAAUAUAUUUUUCAUUAUUUUCGCAAUCCUUUUUGGUGCAUUUCUUGUAUUAACAUGUUGUCUAUGCUGUCAUCCAGAAAAUACAAAUAGAUCAGAUUAUACAAAGGUAUAUGAAUGAAAAGAAUUAUCUUAAAUCCAAUAUUAU